ACACACGCAAAAAUGGAGGAAGCGAAUAAACUCCCCGAUAAAAAAGUGCAAGAGAAGGACGUGGAGAAUCAGCAGCAUGCGUACGACGAUACGAGCAGUCUGGCCAAGGGCGACAUUCUGCAACUCGAGCACACGGAUCCGGUGCUCAAUGCGAAGAUGCACCUCGUCAACAACGCGAUAGACGAGAUUGGAUUUACUCGCUAUCAGUGGAGGCUCUUUGUCCUCAACGGCUUCGGCUACGCAGUCGACUCGCUCAUUCUGCUCAUCCAGUCCGUCAUCUCGGCGCAAGCUGUCCUCGAGUUCAACCCCAGCUACCGCAAUGGCCUCACCAUCGCCGCGUAUGUUGGUAUGCUGGUCGGUGCCCUCUUCUGGGGACUUACGGCGGAUAUCAUGGGUCGCAAGAUUGCGUUCAACUUGAGCUUGCUCAUCUGUAGCGUAUUCGCCAUCGUGGCCGGCGCAAGUCCAAACUGGGAGGUGCUGGGGCUCUUUAUCUGCCUGAGUUCGUUUGGAGGUGGUGGCAAUCUGGUCCUCGACACGGCUGUGUUCCUCGAGUAUCUUCCAAGCUACCGGCAAUGGAUGUUGACGCUCAUGGCCGCGUGGUGGGGCAUUGGUCAACUGAUCGCUGGGUUUUUUGCCUGGGCCUUCCUCCCCAACUACAGCUGCGCAGACCCCGCAACCACCCCCAAUGCGCCCCCUUGCACCCGAGCCAACAACCAAGGCUGGCGCUACGUCUGGUACGCCUCGGGCUCCCUCGUCUUCGUCAUGUCCAUCCUGCGCAUCACCGUGAUCCGGCUCAAAGAAACGCCCAAGUUCCUCGUCAGCGAAGGCCGCGACGCCGAAUGUGUCGAAACGCUCCAGUUCAUCGCGAACAAGUACAACCGCCCCUGCAGCCUGACGCUCGACGUUAUGCAGGCGUGUGGCACCAUCGAGAAGCGCGCAAGGGACGGCAAGAGCAAAUGGGGCUUUGGCGAAGUGUGGAUCCACCUCAAGGGCCUGUACGCGACGAAGCGCAUCGGCAUCUCCACUUCGCUCAUCUGGCUCUCGUGGACGCUGAUUGGACUUGCCUAUCCGCUGUACAACGUGUUUCUUCCUGCCUAUCUGGCGUCCCGUGGCGCGGCGUUUGGCCAGCCUAGCGCGUACAUUACCUGGAGGAACUAUACGCUUGUGAAUUUCUCGGGCAUCUGGGGACCGGUGCUUGCUGGGUGGCUGUGUUCGACUAGGCUGGGCAGGAAGUAUACCAUGGUUGUGGGGGCGCUGAUUACCAUGGCUUUCUUCUUUGCGUAUACGCAGGUCCGGACUGCGACGCAGAAUGUGGUGUUUACCUGCCUGAUCAACUUUUUCCUGAACAUCUAUUACGGCACGCUGUAUGCGUAUACGCCAGAAGUGCUGCCGAGCGCGCACAGAGGCACGGGUAAUGGAAUUGCAAUUGGGUGGAACAGGGUCAUGGGUAUCCUCUCUGCGGUCAUUGCUACGGUUGCGGAUACUGGAACCGCCGUGCCGAUCUACAUUUGUGCGGCGCUGUACAUCUUCAUGGCUGCCAUUGCGAUCGCGUUCCCUUUCGAGCCAUACGGGAAGCGUAGUUCGUAAGAUGUGGG
Messenger RNA from Cucurbitaria berberidis CBS 394.84, 1595 nucleotides. Its product is annotated as membrane transporter. The transcript has 5 exons. The coding region runs from base 13 to 1587 and encodes 524 amino acids. The record is from RefSeq and is a predicted model, not a curated record. Gene Ontology annotation, molecular function: transmembrane transporter activity. Gene Ontology annotation, biological process: transmembrane transport. NCBI's taxonomy places the organism in Eukaryota, Fungi, Ascomycota, Dothideomycetes, Pleosporales, Cucurbitariaceae.